AUGGUAUACGAGACAGAGGAGGAUAGAGUGACCAUUAUGAACAAUCUGUGCCGGAAACUAAUUGGGAAAGUAUUCGGUUAUGAGCUGAUAAAUACCCUCGCAACCAAGAUGCAGCAUAUAGAGGUAUCUCGUGGUGAUGUCGUCUAUGAGGAGGGUCAGAUAGCACGAGGAGCUUAUCUAUUGAUAUCCGGGGAGCUCAGCUUGUACACUGGCCCUGCCAGAAUAGGCCCAGCUAUGGAUAUACCGAGGACUAGACGAGAGAAUCAUCGUAUCAGAGUAGUGCGAUCUGGUGAAUUCCUAUGCGAUAGUGCUCUUUAUGAUUGGAAUACCGCCGCUCGACCACAACGGAAUGAUGAGAGCGGUCUGAGAGAGGCAGCAACUACCAACUACACCGCUGAUGAGAUUUGCAAGGACGGCAUUGCAGGAUUCGAAAAGCUUGAACAAGUUGGUCAAGGUACCUAUGGUGCAGUGUUCAAGGCUAGGCAUAAGAAGACGGGUAUUCUCGUAGCUUUGAAGAAACUAAGACUUGGAGAGGGCGAUGUGUGCAGAGACGGUCUGCCCAAAUCGGUCAUUCACUCGGUUAUCCUUGGUCAGGUUGUAAGAGAAAUUCGUAUAUUGAGUCAGCUUGCCAAUGGCCCCAAUAUUGUCCGCUUAUAUGGCUUAUGCAGCAGUGCGGCGACAGCACAUAACCGGAAUAGAGGAAGUUUAUACAUGGUGGAGGAGUUUGCGCAGCAUGACUUGAGUGGUAUACUAGAGGAGCGCAAAAGGAUGCUUACAAUACCAGAAGUGAAGUGUAUGAUAAUACAGACCCUUCGAGCUCUAGAUUAUUGCCAUCUCAAUGGCAUAGUCCAUCGAGAUAUCAAGUGUGCUAAUCUACUGGUGGAUAGAAAUGGCGUAUUGAAACUUGCGGAUUUCGGCUUAGCACGAGAAUGCACAUCGGUGACAGAUCCAGAAGAGGAGGAUGUACUUCGAGUAGAGGAGCGGCAACGAAAGGCGGACGCCAGUAAGGACCAUGAGACAGCAGCUCCUCCUCAUCAUCCAGCCCUAUACACGAAUAAGGUCAUUACUUUGUGGUAUCGGCCACCAGAGCUCCUCCUUGGAAGUACGUCCUAUGGACCAGAGGUUGACAUAUGGUCUGUUGGAGCCAUUCUGGCUGAACUUCUGUUGCAGAAACCUAUAUUCGCAGCAGAUAAGGAGAAAGGAGUUUUCAAUUUGAUAGUGGAGCAUCUCGGUGAACCCUUUCCACCGUUCUGGGAGGACUUGCCACUGUUUAAUGAAUUCACAGGAAAGGCACCUCCCAGGCCCGAUUCCCCAACGUCUCCUAGUGCUGAGCCCAUACCGGUCGAUCCAGCUAACCCGUCGCUCAAGACCUCAACUCCUUUGGAUUCCAUAGAAUCCUCUGAGAUUCAUUCUAUUCCUGAUCCAAACACUCCUGGUAUGAUGCAUCUAGGAUCAACGGUCGGAGAAGAUCAACAACAGUGCAAGCUUCUGAGGCUCCUGCGUAACGUCAUUACCAUCGGUGGAGCGGACUUGGUAUUACAGAUGUUAGACAGAGAACCUUCGAAGCGAGUUAGAACUCCUCAAUGCCUCGAGCAUCCAUUCCUGACUUCGGAGCAUCCUCUUGCUUGCAAACCACAGGAGGUGAAACUCAAUAACAGCAUAUGUUGUCAUGGUAUGAAGUUGAAGGAUGCUAAACGGCAGAGGCACAUGAUGAUGCAUAACCGUAUGCAACAGCAACAACAGCAGCAUGAUGGUGAACGACGAGCUAAGAUGAUGAAAUUGCAGAUGUCCGGAGCUUCUGCUGGAGAAUAACAUUGUUUACGUUAAGCG
Messenger RNA from Perkinsus marinus ATCC 50983, 1830 nucleotides. RefSeq lists its product as hypothetical. Gene Ontology annotation, biological process: protein phosphorylation; positive regulation of transcription elongation by RNA polymerase II. The coding region runs from base 1 to 1812 and encodes 603 amino acids. The record is from RefSeq and is a predicted model, not a curated record. The transcript is spliced from 16 exons. Gene Ontology annotation, cellular component: cyclin-dependent protein kinase holoenzyme complex; nucleus. Gene Ontology annotation, molecular function: cyclin-dependent protein serine/threonine kinase activity; ATP binding; RNA polymerase II CTD heptapeptide repeat kinase activity. Lineage: Eukaryota; Perkinsozoa; Perkinsida; Perkinsidae.